Rhizophagus irregularis DAOM 181602=DAOM 197198 is the source of this 318-nucleotide messenger RNA. NCBI's taxonomy places the organism in Eukaryota, Fungi, Glomeromycota, Glomeromycetes, Glomerales, Glomeraceae. The record is from RefSeq and is a predicted model, not a curated record.
UAUAACGAAGAAGAGUAUAAAGAACAGUAUAACGAAGAAGAAUAUAACGAACAGUAUAAUGAAGAAGAAUAUAACGAACAGUAUAAUGAAGAAGAAUAUAACGAACAGUAUAACGAAGAAGAGUAUAAUGAAGAAGAUGUUAAGAAUGAUCAAAUCGGUUACGAAAAAGAAUCUUCUUAUAAAGAAGGAUAUAUAUAAUUGUUUGUAUAUAUAUUUUUUUUACGCACAUUCCUUUUUUCCAACAAAAGAAAAAUUAGCGCUCCGCUAUAUAUAUAUAUAUAUGUAUGUAAUUUAUUGUUUUUUUUAUUUUUUACUUUU